Molecule: messenger RNA, 648 nt
Organism: Lactuca saligna
Lineage: Eukaryota; Viridiplantae; Streptophyta; Magnoliopsida; Asterales; Asteraceae
Source: the annotation of a GenBank genome assembly
AUGGAUGAGAUAGAAGGGAGCUUGGUGGCACACUAUGAAAAGCUUAGGAGUUAUGGUUUGCAAUUAUUGAGGACUAAUCCAGGUUCCACAGUGAAAUUGGAUGUGGAUAUCAUGCCUGAUUCUAUAGUCCAUUUUUCUAAGAUGUAUAUUUGCUUGAAGGUUGUGAAGGAUGGUUGGAUUGAGGGGUGUAGAAGAGUGAUUGAUGUAGAUGGAUCUUUUUUAAAGGGACUUUGUAGAGGUGAGGUACUUUCAGCUGUUGGUAGGGAUGCUAAUAACCAAAUGUAUCCUCUAGCCUGGGAUGUUGUACCAGUUGAAAAUAAGGAAAAUUGGAAAUGGUUUUUGGAUCUAUUACUUGAAGACAUUGCUAUGGGACAAGGUAGAGGACUAACCAUCAUCUCUGACCAACACAAGGGAUUGAUUGAAGUAGUUAAGGAAAGAGUGUCAGAAUGUGAGCAUAGACAAUGUGCUAGGCAUGUUUAUGCCAACUUCAAGAAAAAAUUCACAGGAGCUGAAUACAGGAAACUUUUUUGGUUUGCUGCCAAGGCCACAACCACAAAAUUUGAAGACAUCAUGAAGGAGAUCAAGCUGAUUGAGAGUACUGCCUAUGAACACCUGAUGAAAAAAAAAACAAACAAACACAUGGUCUAG